This is a messenger RNA of Nanorana parkeri, 2714 nucleotides long. RefSeq names its product ATM interactor (gene ATMIN). The coding region runs from base 77 to 2365 and encodes 762 amino acids. Gene Ontology annotation, cellular component: nucleus. The record is from RefSeq and is a predicted model, not a curated record. Gene Ontology annotation, molecular function: DNA-binding transcription factor activity, RNA polymerase II-specific; transcription cis-regulatory region binding. The transcript has 4 exons. Lineage: Eukaryota; Metazoa; Chordata; Amphibia; Anura; Dicroglossidae. Gene Ontology annotation, biological process: regulation of transcription by RNA polymerase II.
UCCCUGCGAACUGGGGUAGGGGGUGGGUUUGGGAACACGCCGGUUGUGUGUACGGUGCCGGGCUCCGUGGAGGGCUAUGACGGUCCGGGGUGGUGCGACGGUGCGGGCUCUCUAUUCCUGCGAGCAUUGGGAGAUUGUCAAGCCGUCCGUCAGCGAGCUCUCUCGGGAGGUCCGCACCAACAUACUGUGCACUGUAAAAGGAUGCGGUAAAGUGCUCCCCAACCCCCCCGCGCUCAACAUGCACUUGGUCAAGUCCCAUGGAGUGCAGGAAGGAAUAUCCAAUCCCACACUACGGAAAGACUUAAAAGCAUCACAGAAGCUCUACUGUUGUCCGGUUGAGGGCUGCCCCAGGGGAAUGAAUAGACCCUUCUCACAGUUUUCUCGCGUUAAGCAGCACUUUAUGAAAAUGCAUGCAGAGAAGAAGCACAAAUGUGAUAAAUGUGGAAGCUCGUAUGGCACAGAAUGGGACUUAAAGCGGCACAUUGGCUACUGUGGGAAGACUUUUAAGUGCACCUGUGGAUGUCCUUACACCAGCAGAACUGCCCUCUUAUCGCACACUCAUAGAAUGGGCCACGAGGUCCCCAUUGAACACAGAGACCCUCCUGUAAAGAAAAGAAAACUGGAUGCAUUAAAACAGAACCAAAAAACUGUGAAUGAGGACUGUAUUGUCAGAAACUAUCAGCCCGAAGCAGUUACGACUUCUGACCAGCAGAUGGCAGAGUUGAAGGCAUUACCCGCAAGUGAAUCUUGCAUUGCUUCCUAUGUUACCAGGGACACUCAUCUACAGCCAAAUCAAGUCCAAAAACUCUUGUUACCAAAGCCUAAGUUGACCGUAGUUAAAUUACCAGUCAUGCAGCUGGCUCACCUACCUGUCCUAGUUUCAGCCAGUGACUGUCCUAUGAAGCCUGUAAUGGUAGCAGUUAAUAGUCGUGGACCAGUCAUAAGUACAUUGCAAUUCAUACCUCAUUAUAAUGGAACAGUCCUACAAAAUCUGGGUACCGAGACUACGUUAUCCAGUAACCUCUCUCACACUAGUUGUCUAGGAGCUGCUAAUUCGUAUGUACAAGUUAGUAUGGAGAAACUAUCGCCCACCGACUCGCAUUUCCAUGGUGGAGCACCUAAAGGCAAAAUCACAUCUGAUGUUCAGACCGACUUAUCUUAUUUUACCCCUAGCAUUUUAUCAGGCACCUCUUGGACUACCAGCGACUCUAGCGUUUCAUCUUCUGCCCAAACAGACUUGUCCUUUACUGCCCAAAUGUCUUUGCCCAUCAGUGUGGAGACUCAAACACUGCAGGACUGCUCUUCAUUGCCACCAAAAUCUUCGUCGGAGGUCUCCGUCAAUCCUUGUCUCAGUUGUGGGAUUUCUCGGGAGACCCAGACGAGCAGUGCUUCUCUGCCGAGGGAGAACCCUCUGUUAGUGGACCAGGCCGUCAAUUGUGAUAAUCUCUUCAGUAACACUAAUUCCUUUUAUACUGUGUCUACGCAGACAAGUCAACCAGGCAUUACUUACAUCCCAGGAACCUUGGGGCAAAAUCUACUCAAUACAGACACUAUGAAGGACAUGAGGGUAGAGGAAAUGAAAGCUCCCUCCUUCAUUAAUUUCAGCACACAAAACGGGACCUUUCCAUCUCAAAACAUGACCGAUAACCAAACGCAAACUAUGGAGUUGUUGAGCGACCUCGAAAAAAUGCUUUCUGACAAUAUGUCCAGCCAGCCUUUGGAUAAUCGCAAUCUCCUCUCAGCUGGAGAAUCCCAUUUAUCGUCUAACUGUAACACCAACACUGGCAUCGAUUUCGACAUAGACGAGUUCUUUUCCGCAUCCAAUAUCCAGACCCAAACCGAAGAGAGCAUGCUGAGCAAUCUGAAUUCCGAAUAUUUGGAUAUUGAAACGCAAACGGACUUUUUAUUCUCCAAUGACUCGACCCAAUCGUUUUCCAACAAAGGCAGCUCCAAUCUCCUGGUGAUGGAGAUGUUUGAUACUCAAACCCAGACGGACUUGAAUCUCUUUCUGGACCGCAAUUCUCCCUUGCGUCUGGGCAGCCUCUUGAAACAGUCUAGCUUUUCGAUAAGCACAGACUCUUCUGAUGCGGAAAGCCACACAGAUGGAGCGUCGACCAGUAAAAAUGCGCUGUGCGCUGCUCUGGAGGGUCAUGUACAGCAGAACAGCGCCCAGACACAAACCACUGACAGCUGCUUUGAGACUCUUGGAAGUUUAUUUCUUACAAGCAACGAAACCCAGACUGCUAUGGAUGACUUUCUCCUGGCGGAUCUGGCAUGGAAUACAAUGGAGUCUCAGUUCAGCUCAGUGGAAACCCAGACUUGCGAGGAGCGCUUCGAUUUGUUUUCUGACAAAUCCGAGAACUGACGGCGCACGCCUUCAAACGCAACCAUGCCGAUAGCAGUGAAUGAGCUUCAAAACAACCCCCUUGCUUUCUAUUUAUUGGUUCGUCCCUGCAUGACUUAAUGUAUGCUGCAAAAACAAACCUCACGAUUUUCUUUCCUUCACAGUCUUUAUAGAACGUCUCGGCAAGUCCUAAGCAUGGCGUAGUUUAAAUGAGGUUUUAUUUAAAGUGAUUUUGAAUUGCAUGACAUUUUACACCAAUUGUAGACGUUUGGUCUAUUUUGUAUAUUGGCGCAAACACAUAGAAAAGCACUUUAUUUAUUCGGUUUUCAUUGUAAAUUAUUUAUACUGUGAAGAUAAAGAACAUCUGGCU